Daphnia magna is the source of this 4434-nucleotide messenger RNA. RefSeq names its product dixin. The record is from RefSeq and is a predicted model, not a curated record. The transcript has 16 exons. Gene Ontology annotation, cellular component: cytosol. Bases 1168 to 3939 code for a protein of 923 amino acids. Gene Ontology annotation, molecular function: protein binding. Gene Ontology annotation, biological process: canonical Wnt signaling pathway. NCBI's taxonomy places the organism in Eukaryota, Metazoa, Arthropoda, Branchiopoda, Diplostraca, Daphniidae.
UGGUCAAUUUUUCAAGCACAUCAAACCACACAAUUUCGAAAGUGGCCGUCAUCGAUUCGUGAAACCUCGUUAUUGAUAACCAUUCGUUUCACGCACGAUUUGCCUUGUUUCACUUUUGAAUCCAGGCAGUAUAACAUUGUGAAGGAAACUCCCUGCUAUAUUGGUAGCUGUGCUUUGAGCAUAAAUGUAAACGAAAACUUUGAAUCAUUCCAGCCUGAGCUGAAACUACACCCCACUUCAAGUAACGAGUAUUCAAAUGCAGCAGCAGCAGCAAGCAUAUGGCGCAUAGGCUGGAGCUUUAUGCACACGCUUUGAAAGUAGCUGUAGAAAGUGAUAUAUAUUCGACCGUUUCGCUUUGGCACAUCACCAUGCUGUCAUGGUCGACACCAAGACUUUCACGUCCGCCGUCUAUGACGAAGUGCGCCAGGCGAUCGUACAACUCCGAUUGCAAUAGGCCAUAUUUGGUUGACAACGACGAAUGGUUGUCGGACUGGGCACGUUUCGAUUUGCCAAGACGGACAUUUCGGAGCUUCCACGCCAAGAAGUCAUUCUAAUUUUUCAGACCGUAUACCCAAACGGUCCUUCAUCGUUUAUUGUUAUUUAUAUUUCACAUUCCUCUUAUAAACAAGACAAAAGAUAACAAAUGUUUUUUUUUUAUUCCUAUCUCUCCCAUAGAUAAAGAGGGAAAGAGAAAGAAAAGAGUUCGCAUUUUGCUUCAUCACGCCCUAGUCAAGUAUAAAAGACGAGUUGAUUGAGGCAUGGGGCCGAAGCGGACGCGUCGCACGUUAAUCGGUCCUUCUCGAACAUGACCCGAGGUGUUCCGUUCAACAGUUCCUCCGCGGAUAUUCCCCUCCCACUCCUCUACACCCCCCCUUCCCUUUUUCCAUGUUCACUACUAUCUCUAUGUAUCUUUUCCACUGCUCGCUUUGCCUCGUCUCUUUAUUUUAAAGGGGAAUGGUGUGGAAGCCUUUUCAUGGCCUCAGUUACUUGCCGGACGCACUCCAGUUCGGAUUGAAAUUACUGCUCUCUGUCACUUGCUGAUUUUUACCUCUCACCCCCCGUCGUCUUCUCUGAAAACAAGUGUUUCUUGGAUAACGUUGCCGAAACGCUUUCGGCCACCCCUUUUUGCUGAAUAUUUCAAGAAGCCACUAAAAAAAGGUCGUCUGAAUGGGCAGCAUGUUUAAGUGGAAGGUUUCAUCGCUGGGGUCGCGCGGCAACGGCAACAGUUCCGGCGGCAGCAGCAAAAAAGCCGAUAAACACCUCAAUAAUAACGCGCCUCCGCCAGCCACAACACAACAACCACCGCCGCCAACCGACAAAAAUAAAGCUAGCGAUUCAAGGGAUAAUUGUCCGCCCCCUCAGAAAGCCAUCCAGCAACCACAGCCACAGCAGCCAGUGCCUCCACCUUUCUCACCAAUUCUAGCGCGAUCCGCUGAUGGAUUUUCUCCUCGUCAGCGUCCUUUGGUUCAACAGCCUCACCAACAGCAGCCACAACAACAAAAUCUUCAACAACAACAACAGCAACAGCUUCAGCAGACACAGCCAAAAUCCAUUGGUCACCAUUAUCGGCCAGUUCCGCCUGCCGAACCCCAAUACCAUCAGCAGCACCACGGAGCCGCCGAUGGAUCGCAAUCAUGGAACGAGUGGAAUCAACAAUUGCUGGCGUAUACGGCCUGGGUAAAUUCGCAGUUGAGGAAGCGGCCUGAACUGCCGUUGAUUGAAGACAUGGGAAACGACCUGCAAGACGGUGUCCUUGUCGCCAAGUUGAUUGAAAUUAUCACUGGCAAAGACAUUCGUGGUAUCGACGUCAACGCCAAAACGCAACAGGUCAAACGAGACAAUUUUGAAAAGAUUUUGACUUUUUUGGCGUCGCAACGCGUGAGGACAUCUACCGUGACGUCUCGCGACCUGGCCACCGGCAAUCUCAAGUCCCUAAUGAGGUUGAUAUUAUCGCUGGCUUCGCACUACAAACCGCAUAGCGUGAAGCAAGGAAGGGAUUCGGCUUCGUUUCGGGCCAAUUCACAGACGACGCCCAACCUAAAUGUGCCGACAAAUCGACGGUUUCCAGCAACAGGUUUUGAACCACAGGAGGUGGAUAUGAAGACGGUCAACGCUUUGGCCACCCUGCGACGACAGAACACCAACAGCGGCGCCACAGCCAUACGGCCCGCUUUAGCCACAUCGUCAUCUGCUGCGGAUUUGCUCAUGUCACCAAGUGUGCAACGGCGAUACACCAUGAACGGAUCAACAAUUAACCGCGAAAUUGCAUCGCAACUAUCGCAAUUCGGGACAAUUUCGAAUUCCCGAUCGUUGGCCAAUUUGCAACAUCACAAUCACGACGAUAGCCUGAUUGAAUCGCCUCGUCAACACACGGCUAUGGCCACGUCGACGUCAGUUGGCGAUUUGAAUACCAGUGAAGAGGACGCCACCAUUCGAAAACCAAUUCUGAAAAAGGAUUCGAAAUAUGGCAGCCGUAGAGAAUUGCCCGCCUUGGGGGUCUCAGGUGUCGUGUCUAAAGGCAGGCCAUCCAUUUUCGAAUUUUGGGAAAACAUGCUCGGCCCUCAGCCAGACCAAACGGGCAGUAUGAUUAUCACAGCAGGUGAAAGUAGCGAUGCCAAUGAGAAUAAUAGCGGAUCCAGGGCCAGCAUGCGUCGUGUUCUUCCACCUUUGCCCGGCCAGCCUCAGAGUCUCACUGUGAGCACUUCAACUAAUAACACUGCUUUCAACAACAAUAGCAGUGGGAAUGCCGAAUUACUGGGCAGCCGAGGCGAAGUGGAAGGUUCGUCCAAUCAACCAAGUCCAACGUGCGUGUCCGGUGAAAUUGAUCCUGGCUAUUGGAGCGCCGUGCGAGGCAAUAACAACCACGAAGAAAUGAUGAGCACGACGCCCGUCAAAGCUCACCAUGACCUACUCAUGGACGACCUCAAUCGCACGAAGAAGCAACUAGCUGAACUCCAAAAUAUGCUGUUGACCAACCAACAAGAAGCGACCAUGACGGAAAGUAAGGGAACUACUACCACUGCAUCCACGGAUCCUGAUGCCAUCUCUUGGUUAAGAUCCACGCUUCAUAGUGUAGAUCAGAGGUGCACAAAUCUGCAGACUGAUUUGAAAAAGGCCCAGCAGGAUUGCUUAACUUUGGACGGAAGCCGCCGAGGGUUGGCAGCCUGUUUGGCUAAUCAAGAAGAAGCUCUGGGAAGCUUGCGGCAAGAACUAGUUCGAACCACUCUAGCCAACCAAACAAUGACGAAUGAAAAGGUUGAAAUGCAGCGAAAAUUGGAGGAGAAGGAUCGCCAAAUUGCAGAUCUCAGACGUCAGCUUGCUGCCAAAGAUCGUGUGAUGGAAACUCAACGAGCCGUACUGGAAGAAGCAUCGCACAAUUUCACACCGGCUUUACGAGCUAAGCUGGACAAGAACAUUAGCACAAUGGAUGCUAGAAGAAACCAAUAUCGUGAAGAGCUACAUGUCGCACGCGAGGCUCUUUCCUCUCUCCGCUCAAACUUCAGAGGGAAUGACCCGAAUCACCACACUCUAGAUACGUUGGAACAGUGUAUGGCUUUCCUUCUUGAACGCAUUGCGGGACCCGACACUUUAGACAUGACAUCGUCCUCCGCCUCGCAAUCGACCUUGAUCCAACGUCACAGUAACGACACCCUGAAGCGUAGUAACAUUAAUGGUUACCACGGGGACCAAUUCACCAAAGUGGUCUAUUUCACCGAACGAACAGUGACACCAUUCCUGACAGUUAUCCCACGUAGACUUGGAGAAAUUUCCCUACGUGAUUUCAAAACACUAUUCGAUCGACCUGGCGUUUAUCGAUUUCAUUUCAAAGCUCAAGACGCCGAAUACGGAUUUGUUAAAGAGGAGAUUGCAGAUGAUAACAUGAUACUCCCAGGGUUUGAUGGUAAGAUAAUUGCGUGGGUCGAAGAGAUCCAAGUUUAGGUAUUGCUUUGUUUUGCCCAUGUAAUGCAGUACUUAAAUUCAUGCUAAAUGUGUAAAUGCCAUCACUUUACUGGAAGAUGUUGCAGUAUAAAUAUAUAUUAUAUAUAUACAUAUCUUUAUAAAAUUCUGGACUGUAUCAAAUAGUCACAACACUUGCUCUGUUUGGUUUGAUUGUUUUGCUUUUGUUUUUUACCCGUAUAAAAAUUUCAAUAACCUGGAAUCUCAUUAACAAUUUAAACUUAUUCACAGUUCCUUUCUACAAAAUGUGAAAAUUACUAGUGUUUUGUAGUAAUCCUACAGCAGACUCAAAAGUGACAUUGUUACCUUUUACAGUCAGUGCUGUAUUUAACACUACUUAGCCAGUUUUUCAUCUAUCAUGUUUAAAGUGCUAGGCUUUUCUGUUUGUUUACUUUGUUAACAUUAUGGGAACGCUACAGCGUGGUAUGUGACGGUUUUAGAGUGUAAAAACAAUACAUAAGCAGAUUAUUUUGUCUA